AUGUCGCUGUCCCACACGGCCGCCGAGUUCAUGCUAUCGGAUGCGCUGCUGCCGGAGCCGGGCGGGGCCCGCACCCAGCGGCUGCGGCUGGAGCUGCGCAGCGACCGCCUGCUCAAGUUCGUCACCGUGGGGCUGCCCCUCUGCCUCGUCUCAUUGGCCAUCGCCCGCGAGUUCUCUGCCGGCUCCCAGAUCAGCUGCUUCCCUCCCACCAACUUCACCGGGAAGCAGGCUGCCUACGUUGACACAGCCUGCUGGGACUCCCUGCUCCACCACGGCUCUGACACCGAGGGACAGCCCUUCACCAGGUCCCUCUGGGCACUCAAGGCUUUCCCCUACUCGCUGCUGGUGGUGGCAGUGCUGAUGUACCUGCCCUGCCUGCUGUGGCGCUGCGCAGCUGCCCCUGCCCUGCACUGUGACCUGCUCUUCAUCAUGGGUGAGCUGGACAAGUCCUACAACCGCUCCGUGCGCCUGGUGCAGCACAUGAGGAAGGUGCAGCAGGCCGGCGCUGAGCCUGAGACCUUCUGGGAGGAGUACGAGAGGGCUCGCCAGGAGCGGUACUUCGAGUUCCCACUGCUGGAGCGCUACCUGGGCUGCAAGCAACACACCCACUCCUUGGUCUGCAUCUACCUCCUGAGGAACCUCCUCCUGCUUCUCUUCUUGGCCGUCACCUGCCUCUACUUGGUCUUCCUCCACCUCAACAUCUUCUUCCAGGAUGAAUUCAGUUGCUCCAUCAGAACAGGGCUGCUCCAGGCGGAGCCCCACAUUCCCCCUCUCAUCCCCUGCAAGCUGCCCUUCUACUCCAUCUUCCAGCUCACCAGCGUCUCACUAGGCUGUGUCUAUGUCCUGCUCAUCCCUGUCGUACUCUACAGCACCCUGCAGCUGUGCCAGUGGGACAAAGGGCUGCUGUCUGUCUAUGAAAUGCUGCCUGCCUUUGACCUGCUCAGCCGCAAGAUGCUCACCUGCCCUGUCAAUGACCUCAACGUCAUCCUCCUCUUCCUCCGUGCCAACAUCUCUCACCUCACCUCCUUCAGCCACCUCAAUGCCCUCAGCGCCCUGAGGGAAGCCACUGCCAAUAAGGAGGACAUCGACACUGUGGUGGACUUCAUGACACUGCUGGCUGGGCUGGAGACAACCAAACCUAAACACCCUGAGGCCGAAGGCAACGCUUCCCUCUGCAACGGCAGGGAUUGA
This is a messenger RNA of Indicator indicator, 1191 nucleotides long. RefSeq names its product pannexin 3 (gene PANX3). Lineage: Eukaryota; Metazoa; Chordata; Aves; Piciformes; Indicatoridae. Gene Ontology annotation, molecular function: channel activity. The transcript has 4 exons. Gene Ontology annotation, biological process: positive regulation of interleukin-1 production; monoatomic cation transport. The coding region runs from base 1 to 1191 and encodes 396 amino acids. The record is from RefSeq and is a predicted model, not a curated record.